Molecule: messenger RNA, 633 nt
Organism: Symbiodinium natans
Lineage: Eukaryota; Dinophyceae; Suessiales; Symbiodiniaceae
Source: the annotation of a GenBank genome assembly
AUGGAUGCAAAAUCCAUUUCAGCCAUGGAGGCCAUCAGGGAUGACCCUGUGUUGGCUGUCAACUUGAAAGCUGGCAAGAUGUUGAACAUGCUGGACAGCUUGGGCUACAUCAGGAUUCAAAACCUGAAGCCCAGCCAGCUGCUGGUGCAUCCUGAGAAUAGGUCGGGUGCCAUGGUCAACCCUUUCAAUGUUCACCAAAAAGGCUGGCAAGCACUCAAAGUUGGCUGGUCAGCCAAAAAGCUUGAGGAAAGCUAUGCCCUUGAGGUCAGCCACAAUUGGUCGGUGAAACACAAGCAGUUGCAGGCCAUGCAGACACUGGUUGCUUUCCGGCUGGCUGGAAGCCAGGCGAGCUCCAGCAGGGCGGACCGCCCCCCAGGGGGCACCGCCAUCAGUGGAAGGAUGCUCUCGGGUAUGAUCAUGUCUACAGGGUGCCAGAGAAGACGAAGACGGGCACCCACAACACCCUGGCGCUGGUCGUGGCCCUCUUCCACGCCGGCGAGAUGGCGCAGCUCCACGAAGAGCUGGAACGCCUGGGGGCAUAAAUGGAAUAUCCAGCCCCAGGUCCAGCAAAUGCUGGAAGCCCACCGGGCUGAGGGCCUUGAAGGCAUCCGCCGGCUGGGGUACCUGAAGUGA